Molecule: messenger RNA, 963 nt
Organism: Paramecium pentaurelia
Lineage: Eukaryota; Ciliophora; Oligohymenophorea; Peniculida; Parameciidae
Source: the annotation of a GenBank genome assembly
AUGUAAGAUAGUUAAAACCUGAAGGAUUUACAAGUUUAACUCAAUAGAUUUAUAAGUAGACUUGAGGAAUUAGAAAGAGAAAAUAAAUACUUGAAGGAAUAAGUUCAAAAUUAAUAAUGUUAAUUGAUGUAAAAUGUAAAAAUAAUUGAUGUAAAAUAUCAAUAAAUUCAUCGUAAGUAAAUUAAAUAAAUUAAACUAAGAUAUUUAAAGUGUCUAUAUAAAUAUGGUACAUUUUAAAGUUGUCUAAAUAGCAUGAUUAUACAAUACAAUAAAUUAAUAGAUAAAUUUGGUAUUGAUGACACUAUUAAAAUGGAUCUAAAAAGUUGUAUAGAAAAAUAUGGUGUUAUUUAUGAAAAGAAUAAAAUAAUUGAUGAAGAUGAAAUGAAAAAUAUAAUAAAUGAAAGAAUUUCAAAAGAGAGUGAAGAAAUAUAUACACUAUUUUUUCCAACUAAAGUUUAUUAAUACUUAACUGAUAAUGAUUCAUUGUAAUUAAUACAUUAUAUUAUAUUUAGAUAGAAUACUUGUACAUUUUAAUCAUUAUAAUCAUAAAGGUUUAGAAUGUAAAAUUCUAUGUAAAAUACUUAAGAAUUGAUUACAGAUAAUUCUGAUGAUACUAUUAUUAAUAAUCUAACAACUUAAAGAUAUUUGGAAAAGUUAUAAUUUGAUUAUUAAAAUGAUCAAACAUUACAUUAUCCAAAAACCUUUAAAGUGGAAAAACUAUUAUAAUAAACUAAUAGAGAUUUAAGUUUAUAAAAUAAUACAGACAGAUCAUAAAAAUCUAAAUUUGAAAGAAAAGGAGAAAGCAAAUAAGAAAUAAAAUAAGAGUAAUUCAAAGUAUCCCCUCUUAAAUCAUUAAAUUAUUCAGGAGUUGAAGAUAGACUGAAAAGAUUUGAUAAUUAAGAAAAUGAAUAAGGGCAUCCUAGGAGAAGAUCAAGAGCAGAUAGAAUAAAAUAGUAAUAGUGA